Molecule: messenger RNA, 1315 nt
Organism: Moneuplotes crassus
Lineage: Eukaryota; Ciliophora; Spirotrichea; Euplotida; Euplotidae
Source: the annotation of a GenBank genome assembly
AAACGUUAGCAUGAAGAUCAAGAUAUUCCUGAGUCUCCUGCUGGUGGUGGGCCUCACCACAGCUUCAGUGUAUGAAGGCGAUACCAGCCAAGAUGUUGAGUUCUUUAUCCAAGAUAACCAAGAGGAUAACAGAGCCAUUAUGUUCUAUGAUGAAGUACAAGAAGUAGCACAGAAAGAAGUCGAUAACCGUGUUGAAGAUAUUCUUGGCAUCUUCCUUAGGAAGGACGAGCCUGGAAGACUUCAUAGGCAAUGGGUUGAUGACUUUAAUGAUAGACUUAACCUCAUGAGAGUAGAUAUUUUCAACCCUGAGAAUGCUGAAAUUGUUGAUGCCUUUGGUGUCAAGGAGACUCCAUAUGUCGUUUAUUUCGAAGAUGGAAGGGUUGGUUUUCAGGAAGUUGCAAAUGAUAGAACUGUGACUAGAUUGGAAGAGCAUUUUGUAGAUCAUGAAAACCAAAAGAGAUCUAAUGCUGCUACCUCAUCAAGCCAACCUUCAAGUUACCAAGAACCUCCUUCCUCUUGGUCAAAUGAUUAUCAUGACACCACUCAAAAUAAUCACCUAUCCUUCGAUGAGCCAGAACAAACUUACUACAACCAACCUCCUCAACAGCAGCAACAAACCAGCUUCGGUGGUAGCUCAAGUUACAACACCCCUCAAACUAGUUUCGGUGGGCAACAAGACAACAAUCAGAACGGAUACAAUAAUCAAGGAUAUAACAGUCAGCCCACAACCCAGAACCAACAACCUCAAUACAAUGGAUUCUCCCAGCCUCCACAACCAAGAUAUCCAGCUUUUGAUCGCUUCAGCAAUAACCAACAAAACAACCAAAACCAGCCUCCUCAGCAACAGCAGCAACAACAAAACCAGAGAAAUCCUCAACAGAAUAACCAACAGAACAACCAACAGAACAAUCAACAGAACAAUCAACAGAGUGAAGAAGAGAAAGCUCUAGCUUACGCUGAGAGAAGACUUAUUGAAGCCCAAAAGCUUAAUUCUGAAGCCAACCAGGACGUCGAUAGGGCCCACCAAGCUCUUGAGGAAGCUAAGAAACAAAUGGUAGAGUUCGCCCAUGUUGAGAAUGCUAAGAGGAAUUCAGAGAGAGCCCAGAAAGCAAUGGAAGAAGCCCUUGAUACUUAUGAGCAAGCUAAGAAGAAACUUGAUGAGAAAUUCGCCAAGGUCAGAAAUGAUGUCAAGGAGUUCCAAAGAAGCUCAACUGGUCAUAACUACCCUGGUAUUAGACAGAGUCAUGACAACUCUCAGUCUGGUGGGUACACUCCACAGAGACUUUAUUAAUUGUUGGAAUUUACAUUCAAUUCA